Molecule: messenger RNA, 3605 nt
Organism: Carcharodon carcharias (great white shark)
Lineage: Eukaryota; Metazoa; Chordata; Chondrichthyes; Lamniformes; Lamnidae
Product: zinc finger protein 271-like
Exons: 2
Coding region: 527-1393 (288 amino acids)
Biological process (GO): central nervous system development; regulation of transcription by RNA polymerase II
Cellular component (GO): nucleus
Molecular function (GO): DNA-binding transcription factor activity, RNA polymerase II-specific; RNA polymerase II cis-regulatory region sequence-specific DNA binding
Source: RefSeq, a predicted model, not a curated record
GCUGGUUCACUUCCUGUAGGGACUGAAAAACAAGUGAGGAGUUGAAGGAUUGCACCGUACCACAUCAGAGAAUACAGAGAGAGGAUAGACACCACAUAUAGAUCCUGACCAUCACCCAGGCAACAACUGCACAACUGUGGGAAGACAUCCAGCCCCUUCACUGCAUUGCACAACACAGAGAAGGUUGGGCAGUGAAACCAUCAUCUGGAAAUCGUUUGGGUCAGGGGAGUUUUGACAUAUCAUCAGAUCUGAAACUGGUCAGUGGUGUGAAGCCUUUCAUUAGAACCAACCUUUAUGAAGGUUCGGCUGUGGGCGAUCAGUCAGGGUAAGGCUGGGAAGAAGUGUGAGUGGGUUCCGAGUGUGGUGAGAGCUUCAAUCAUUCAUCAAGCCUCAUGAACCACAGACUUAUUCCUACAGGUGAGAGGCUGUUCAAGUGUAAGGUGUGAGGAGGGCUCCACAGGCUCAUAAGAUCUCCUCAUCAGCAAGGUGCAUCUAGCCUACAACUGCUAACACAAGGAGGAGCUUCAUGGAAGAGAAACCAUUCAAGUGUGAGCUGUGUGAUCGAGCUUUCACACAGUCAUCGAUGCUUGUGAAUCACCGACGCAUUCACACAGGGGAGAAGCCGUUCAAGUGUGAGUUGUGUAACCAGGGCUUUGCACAGUUAUCAGGCCUGGUGAAUCACCGGCCCAUUCACACAGGGGAAAAACCAUUCACAUGUGAGCUGUGUGGCAAAUCCUUCUCGCGGUCAUCGACCCUCCUUGUUCAUCAAUGCAUUCACACAGGGGAGAAACCAUUCAGAUGCAAAAUGUGUAUCAAAUCAUUCUCUGAUUCAUCGACCCUCCGCAGACACCAACGCAUUCACACAGGGGAGAAACCAUUCAUAUGUGAGGUCUGUGACAAAUCAUUCUCAUCGUCAUCAGAUCUCCGCACACAUCAACGCAUUCACACCGGUGAGAAACUGUUCAAGUGCGAGGUGUGUGAUAAAUCAUUCUCAUCUUCAUCGGAUCUCCGCAUACACCAACGCAUUCACACCGGGGAGAAACCAUUCAAGUGCGAGGUGUGUGAUAAAUCAUUCUCGAAGUCAGGGAACCUCUGCACACACCACCGCACCCACACAGGGGAGAAACCGUUCAAGUGUAAGGUGUGUGACAAAUCAUUCUCUGACUCAUCGAGACUCCUGCUCCAUCAGAGGAUUCACACAGGGGAGAAACCAUUCAUGUGCAAGGUGUGUAACAAAUCAUUCUCGGUGUCAUCAAGCCUCCGUGUACACCACCGCAUUCACACUGGGGAGAAACCAUUCACGUGCAAUGUGUGCAACAAAUCAUUCUCGAGGUCGUGCAACCUCCGUGUCCAUCGAAGGAUCCAUUCAAGGGGAGUAACCCUUGACAUGUAAGGUUUGUGAUGAAGCUUUCAUGACGUCUUGGACUAUCCAGGACACCAGAGGAUUUACACAUGGGAAAAACUCUUCAGGUGCAAUGUUUGUGACAAGGCUUUCACCCACUCUUCCGAUCUCCUGAAGCACUAGUGGAUCCACACUGGAGAGAAACCAUUCAGGUGUGAGGUGUGUGACCUGCCUUUCACACAGUCAGUGUAUUCACACAGGGGAGAAACCCUACCAGUACAAGUUCUGUCAGAAAUCCUUCUCACAACUGUAGGACCUCCUGGAACAUCAGUGAACCCACACAGGAACUACCUGGUCAAGCUCUAGUCAAUCUGUCAUCAGAGCGUGAAUGUCUACAUAAUCUCACUGCAAAGGAUGUUCAGUGGGCACAGAACAAGAAGCAGCUUUCACUCACAUCAAACAACUAGUGACGACAACGCCAGUGCUGAGGUACGAUGAUGUCAAUGAUGAACUCACCCUGCAGUGAGAUGCCAGUGAAACAGGACUUGGAGCAACCCUCAUGCAACAAGGACAACCAGUUGUGUUUGUAUCCAGAGCAUUAAUACAAACUGAAUGAUGCUACACACAGAUUGAGAAAGAGAGCCUGGCUAUUGUCUUUGCUUGUGAGUAUUUCAACCAGUACCUGUUUGGGAGAGAGAAAGUGAUGGUGCAGUCUGACCACAAGACAUUUCAAAGCAUCUUUCUCAGACCGCUUCUAACUGCUCCAAAGCGUUUGCAAAAGAUAUUACUUCAUUUACAGAGAUGUCAUUUGUAAGUGAAGUACAAGCAAGAGAAGCAGAUGAACAUUGCCAACAUGCUGUCGAGAGCUGCACUCUCUUUGAAGAAAGUUGAUAAUGCUAAUACAGAGUGUGAAAUCUUCCAGUUUCAACAAGAAGCAACAGCACAACAUGCUCUGGAAGUCAUCAACCCAGCUGACAGUGAAUCUGAUAGACAAGCGUCUUGCUCAGAUCAAGAUAGCUACACAAUGAGAUACAACUCUUCAAAUGUUACAGUGAGUUGUUUUGAAAGGAUGGCCUGAAACUAUCAAGGACACACCUGUUCCGCUAAGAGAGUAUUGGUCAGACAGAGAUGAAAGGAUCGCCCAAGAUGGCAUCUUGCACAAAGGGACUCAGGUCAUUAUCCCUAAGGAGAUGAGAAAAGAGAUGCUGAAGCACAUCCACACAAACCAUCAAGAAAUCGAGUCUAGUCUGAGGGAGUGAAGAGAAGUGCUUUACUGGCCAAACGUGAGCAAUGAGAUUAAGGACCACAUCAGCCAGUGCGAUGUGUGUAAUGAAUAUCAAGCUAAGCAAGAUAAAGAGCUGGUCAUGACUCAUGAUGUCCCUGACAGACCAUGGAUGAAGCUUGGAGUAGACCUCUUCACUCUCACUGGAACUGAUUAUCCUGUCACAGUCGACUACUAUUCAGACUACUGGGAGUUAGACCAGCUGACAUCAACAACUACCAGUGAGAUUGUAGAAUGCCUGAAAGCACACUUCAGCCGUCAUGGCAUUCCUGACAUUGUGAUGAGUGACAUGGCCCUCAGUUCACGAGUAAAGAAUUCAGACAUUUGAUGAAUGAUUGGGAAAUUCAGCGCUACACAUCAUCUCCACACUAUCCCCAGUCAAAUGGAAAGGCUAAGACAGCAGUGAAACUGCCAAAGGGAUUAUCAAAAAAUGAACUAGACGCAGCACAGAUGUGUACAAGGCAAUCUUAGAGUGGAGAAACACACCUACUGAAGGCAUGGAAAGUUGUCCAGUCUAGUGACUAGUGUCACGCUGCACCAAGACCACUCUUCCAACAGCUAAAAAACUACUGAGGCCAGAAGUAGUAACAGGGAGUGAGUGACAAGAUCAAAGUGAAACGACAGAGAGACAAAUUUCACUUUAAUAAAGCUGCCAUAUCGUUGCCAGAGCUGAGAGUUGGAGAGCCGGUCAGAGUGAAAACAUUCAACACACUCAACAAAAGUCAGCUCACUUGGCAACUUGGGUCCUGUGUAGAGAAGUAAAGAUUGUGUGUGCAAUGAGUGUGUACGGACAGACGAAAUUGGAACUGGACUAUGCAUAUGGAGUAACUUGCAAACAACAGUGCAUACAUAAUUUUUUCUUUUUAUGAACAGAGAGAUGUUUGGAUAAAUCCCUUUUUACACUGUGGCUUCCCAUAUUAAUAUGACCUCUGAUGUCAUCAUAUGUAAAUAAAGGUUUGAGGGGAGUAACCAUUUUACACA